UUUUGAGUGAUCUCCCUCAGUUCUAGUUGAACUGACGUCGAGGUCCUUCGGCGUUGCACGGCUGCAAAAUCGUCUAUAUAUACACCUUAAAUCUCCGUGGAAGAAUGAGCAAAACCUCGAUAUCCAUCACUGUUUAUUUACAUACCAACACUCAUACUUAAGUCGAUUGUAUCAAUAAUAUCAAAAUGUCUCUUCUUACCACAGAGCUUGCUUGCACUUCUGCUCCCGAUCAAGUGUUGCAUCUUUUCUUCCAAGACGGUCAAAACAUUCUCGAGGCGCGAUCUCCAGAUGGCGGUAAUAUUUGGACUACGCAAGAUACUAUCAUUGCCAAAGAUGGAGAUUACAAUGGUUCUUCUAUGACAUGCUACUAUGUAGAGAAGGACGCAGAUUUUGAUAACCAGCCCUCAGUAUGUAUCGGUCCUCGGUGCUUGCUUGUAUCGGCUAACAUAUUAGAUCCAUCUCCUCUACAUGAACAAGGAUAAGCAUUUGAUGGAGAAAGUUAAGCGCAUGAAGGGGGACAAUCCAAUUUGGGAGGAGGUUAAGAUCCCAGACGAUGUCAAAAAAGGACCAGAGCAGUAUUCGAAGUUGACCAGCGGCUCAUUCAACCAAGGCACUGGUUGGAACCCGAAUGGUUCACAAUGGGCCUACUUUUCAGCGUAGGUUAUCAUCUUGAGUACUCGAUUCUGAAAACUGACUAAGUUCAUUCAAAGCGCUAAGGGUGGCAAGAUGGGCAUCGUCGAAAUUCGACGCACCCCAAAGGAUCCAUGGCAUACAGAGACUGUUCUCUCGGAAAAUUGGGGUGAUCAACUCCCUGGAAGCGCUCUCGCCUGUGUAAUUGGGAAUGGAAAGAUCAAGGUGUUCCUCCAGCACCAUGACUACAGCAUCAUACUCUAUGAAAAUCAAAAUAACACAUGGCAUGGUAAGUACUAGUUUUUAAGUCUUCUACUCAUUUUUUCAAGCUAAUUGUUUGUCAGACCGAGGCACCUUCAUCCCGAAAGAUAAGGUUCAAGCAACAACACCACUUGCUUGCACCAUGACCAAGGAUGGAAGCGUCCAUCUUUUCUACGUCUCAAAGUCCAACAAGAUUGUUCACUGCACCGAUGGCAAGAAAGAGGAAGAAUUGAUCAAUUUCUUCCCAGGCUCGAAGUUGGGCGUUACUUCAGUUGAGAACAAGAUCACCUUGUUCUUCAGAAACUUGAACCCUGUCAAUGAAGUUGGCACGCUUGAGAAUGACAAUGGCUCCUGGAAGCAUGGUACUCCUGUUAUCCCCGCAUGACUCUUGGUGACUAAUGAGGAGGAUGAAUUUUUCUUAUGUUGAUUUUCAGGACUCCUGCUCGGAAAAAAAGCCAUCACCUUUCUCUCACACAUAACCACAAUCAGUUAUUUCGGGAUAAUAAUCAUGACGCAAUCCACAUUCUCUUCAUUUUCGCUAUCAAUUAGCUGUUAGUUAUUUUUUGAAUCAGUCAUUGGCAUACCGGAAUCAUGG
Molecule: messenger RNA, 1486 nt
Organism: Sclerotinia trifoliorum
Lineage: Eukaryota; Fungi; Ascomycota; Leotiomycetes; Helotiales; Sclerotiniaceae
Source: the annotation of a GenBank genome assembly